GCCUAUACACAGAGUUAUAUAGAGAUGUAGGUACAUGGAGGACUGGAGCCAUUCGUCCUAUAACCGCGCAGAACGCUCCGCACGCCCCGUCGUGCCCCCUAUGGAGCGCGCAUGCGUGGCUUUGACUUGACAGUUCGACUGUGCUAACACGUCCCAAUUUCCUUCAUGGAAUUUAUCAACGUCGCAAAUCCACCGUGAACGUGCCCAGCACGACGGGUUUAUAACGGUUGAGCGCGCGCGGAAAGCAGCAAUGCGCCGCGCCGUGCGCCUCUAAACAUGGUGGCCAACAUUGGCGUUAUCAACUCUGGAAAUGUGGAGGCGACGGCGUAUAUAAGCGCGGUAGCGGCGUUCGCGGCAGUGGUGCUCGUGUUGCUCCUGUUCCUGGGCAGGAGAUGGUGCUACUCCGCUGUGUUCGGCCGCAAAUGCUGCGAUGAUCCGGUGAUCCCUCGCCCGCAGCCCUGCCUGCCGCUCGACAAUGCUCAGUUUGAUGCUUUACCGAUCCAUUAUCCCGAACGCAUAUUCACGUUCGAGACCUCCGACUCGGACGAAGAGCUGCGUUUGCGCAUACAACAGGAUAAAGAGGAGGUGGAAUGCCACUAUGAGGAGAAGAACGAGAACCAACCUGUCAAGCUGGAGGUGGAGCUGGUAGAGACAGCGCUCCGGGAGACCAGGAUUGAUGAUGUGGUGCCGCAACGCGCAGAGUACAUCCACACGCUCGAGGCGCAGAGCAGUGUGGAUAGUGACGUCAUGGUACACAAUGACACGUCACUUCUGUGCGGUGAGAGCAGCAGCUCUCAGGAGCGGGGUUCCGUGGAAUUGACCUUGUUGUACGACGCGCCUGUCCGAAGCAUGACGGUUCAUGUGCUGCAGGCUCGAUCUCUGCCCUUGAGGACACAGGGCCAGAUCCUACAAAGCCAGGUUCGGAUCGUACUUCUACCGUUGAAAAAGCAAAAAUUCAAGUCGAAGAUCAGGAACGGGGAAAAUCCUCAAUACAUGGAGAGUUUCGUUCUGCACAAAAUAAAUCCAGAGGAUGUCCACGGCCUCGGCCUCCGUAUCCGUAUUUACGGGUGCGAGCGCAUGCGCCGCCAGCGGCUGCUGGGCGAGGCGGCCGUCAGCUUCGCGACACUCAACUUCGAGUUGGAGAACAGCUUGUGGCUGCAGCUGGCGCCGAGGCAGCACCACCAGCCCUCGCUGCAGCUGCCGAAACUGGACUUGAGCCAUUCGUUCUCGGGCGUGCUGGCGAGCCCCUCGUCCAUCGCGACGGUGACGACGCCGGGAGGCGCGGGGGGCGCGGGGGCAGAGGCGUGCAGCCUCGCGCGCUCCGACUCCGCCUCCUCCUGCUGCAGCGCCAGGUCUGCGCCGGAGUUGCUGCUCGGGCUGCAGUAUAACUCCACCACUGGACAUUUGUCUGUCGAGGUGAUAAAAGGCACGCACUUCCGUAAGCUGUCCCCCAACAAGGCCCCGGACACGUACGUGAAGCUGUGCCUCAUCAGCUCGCUCGGCAUGGAGAUGGGCCGCUGCAAGUCCACCACCCGCCGCGCCCAGUCCAACCCACUCUACAAGGAGAUUUUCAUAUUCCAGGUGGCCUUAUUCCAAUUGACGGAGGUGACCCUGAUGGUGUCUGUGUGGUGGCGUCGCAGCGUGAAGCGGAACGAGAUGGUGGGCUGGUUCUCGCUGGGCCACAGUCCGUCCGGCCGCGAGGAGGAGCAGCACUGGCAGCAGCUGUGCGAGCGGCACGGGGAACAGGUACAGCGUUGGCACGUGUUGCUGGACUCCUGACGGUCAGUGACUUAGCGCGUGGAAGUCGCGCACGCUUGAAUUUGUCUCGCCUCCGGGCUCUCGCUGGCCGCGCCCAGGUGCCGGCUCCGACGGGAAGCUGAUCCGAAGUCACGCGUCAGCUUGCGCUAUGUAACCUAUAUUUGGUCUGAGGCACAUAUAAUCCGAUUUGUCUGUGGUAUAUUCAAAUUGAGAAUUCCAUUUCGAAAACGGAUUAUUAUUGUUUUUAGAUGUGCUGAAAUCGACCAAAGAAUAGAGGCGUUUGAAUUUUACAAGGUUAGAUGUCAUACGUGGUGCGUUAUGCUUUACUUGUUACAGCACUAGCGAUCAGCUUAAUAUCACAUUGAUCAUCAAUUUCGUUUCCGCAAUGGAUUUCUUGUAAUGUGAUACUGAUGUUUUCGAAGUGUAAAAUGAUGUUUUCGAAGCACACUCUGACUGAAUCUGAUUGAAAAUUUUGAUAUUAUGAAAGAUAUGUAUUAUACUUAGAAUAGAGGUUUCGGUGUAUUUCUUUCUAUCGCUUUGAAUAAAUCCAAUAGUGAUUUUAUUGUCUAGUACGUAUGAAAUACGUUUCACAGUGGAAUUGUAUUCGUAAAUUGGAUCGUAGAGGUUAUGUGUUAGAUAAAUAUUGACACAAAAUUGAGUUGUCGUGUUUGAAAGUUUUGUAAGUAGCGUUUUAUAUGAUGAAGAAGACUUGGAGCGCACAAAUCAUGUGAGAUAGAUUAAAGUUAACUUUACGGAUAUGUAUUGUAUAGUUGUAUACUCGUAUGUAGGUACCUAUAUGAAUAACACUUUAUAUCAAAUAGGAAACAAACAUAUAUAUAAGUUAAACUUACAUAAUCAUUAACGAAAAUUAAAUGAUGAAACAAAUGAAAAUUAAAUGUACAUUCUUUAAUAAUUUAUAUAAAUAAAAAUAAUGUCGACCCCAACUUUUUAACUUUAAAAUGUAUUUAAAAUAUUAUUAUUAUUAAUAGCUUGAUGUGGUGUUGACCGUUCAUGCUUAAUAAUUUUCAGGGUUCACAGAUUAUCUUAUUUUUUAAUCUGUAAUCCAUGUUAUAAUUAAUUCAUGAUAGUGACUCUGUUUAUAAGGAGGUUCUGGCCACGAGGAUAUAAUUAUAUUUUAUAUGCUUUGCGUAGAUAUGUUCGCUCAUGGACAAAUAUGACACAGUUCCGAACUUUAUUGUAGAUAGAAACCGAUUUAUCUGUAUAAUAUGUCAGACAAAAACGACUUUAUUGAAUAAUCUGAUACCAGUUGAAAUAAAAAGAAAGUUAUUUUAAUUCCGUCUCUAUUGUAUACAAUUUUAUAUAUUUAGGUUGUGUUAACAUUUAAGUGUGCAUACUAUGAUUACUGCACUACGAAUACAACAUAUAUUCUAUAGACAAGUAAUUAUAUUUUUAAUUAAUUUAUUUUAUAAACUACUUCGAUCAACGUUUUUUAAUAAUACUUGCCUAGCUACAUGUAAAAUUACUAGAAAUUAUUCGAUAUACAUAUUCAACAACUUGUGAAAAAUGUUCUAUUGUAAUGCUCCAGUAAGAUGGUCAAAUAAUUAUAAACUUAAUUUAAUCAAGAUCUCAUUUUGUGUAUCUUGUAUAAAAGAACAAAUUUUUGACCAAAUAAAAAGCUGCGUUAAACUAGUAUAGAAUAUAAAUUAAUAUUAACUGAUAUUUAACUUUUGACAUAGAAAGUUAAAAAUGUACUUUCACUAGAUCCAAUAAAUUUUGUAAUUAGAAAAAGAAUUCAAACUUUUCAAAAUUUCAAAUUUAUAAUACCUACUUAAAUAAAAUUAAUUUAUAACUUCUUACGAUAAUUUAAUUUUUUGAUUAGAUAAAAAUUCACUAGACAUUCAACCAAUCACGUUAAUUUAAUGUCAUUUUAAUUUACCAAUUUGUUAAUUACGUUAUUUGUUAUGAUGAUUUUUUCAUUAAAACAGUACUUAGGGCUUUUAGUUCCAAAAUGGUGUUGGCUGGGACACAUAAUAUUAUCAUUGAUUAUCUACUGAUAUACAUUUUUAUCGUUGUUGAUACGACAACAGUAACUGAUUUAAUGUUUUAUAAAUAUUUCAGUCAAAAAUCGUCGAUACAAUAUUGACUAAUAAUGUAUAGACGAUUUUUGACUGUAAAAUUUGUCUGUAAUAGAAAAUGAGAAUUUACAGUAGGUAGAUAUGUGAUACCGAUGACGUGUGAAAUUAUCUUUAGUGUUAUCAACCUCGAAAGUUUUGUGUUAUCACAAUAAAGUUUCAAUUUUAUAUUGAUAAGUAUGCAUCUCACACAUGCUUUAUUUAAAUUUGAAUAAAUA
Molecule: messenger RNA, 4069 nt
Organism: Plodia interpunctella (Indianmeal moth)
Lineage: Eukaryota; Metazoa; Arthropoda; Insecta; Lepidoptera; Pyralidae
Gene: Syt14
Product: Synaptotagmin 14
Exons: 11
Coding region: 277-1779 (500 amino acids)
Molecular function (GO): phospholipid binding
Source: RefSeq, a predicted model, not a curated record